UGAAGUUUGACAUUAAAUAAGAAACACUAUAAAUUUCAUAAGUAUUUCAAAUUCUUAGAAACACUAUAAAUUUCACAAGUACAAAAAUUAUUAUGGCAGAUUUAAAAAAACCACAAUUAAUUACUGCCAAAACAGCAUUUUUAGCAACUGCAGGCGUCGGUUUGUUGUGCAUUGUUAUGCGGCAGCGCGCUCGUAUUCUAGCUCGGCUGAGGAACUACAGAAACCCAUUGGGCGAGAAGCAAAUACGCGUCAUUGAAACACCUGAUGAAUGUCAACGGGUAUUAGAUACAUUAAAGCGCCAUUGCCACGAAUACAAAGUACUUGGCUUUGAUUGCGAGUGGGUGACUGUGGGGGGUAAACGGCGUCCAGUAGCGUUGCUGCAGUUAUCCUCGCAGAAGGGGCUUUGCGCGCUGUUCCGUCUAUGUACUUUGCAACAAAUACCAAAGGGCCUUCGAGAUCUGCUCGAGGACGAUAAUGUGAUAAAAGUAGGUGUUGGCCCACAGGACGAUGCACACAAAUUGGCAUUCGAUUAUGGCGUAGGUGUGGCAAGUACACUAGACCUACGAUAUCUGGCUGCGUUGGUUAAUCAAAAACCAGGGGGCUUAGCUAAAAUGGCAAAAUCCUUGUUAGAUGUGCAUUUGGAUAAAAACUGGCGACUCUCCUGCUCUGAUUGGGAGGCUAAAGUGCUUAACGAAAAACAGUUGCAGUAUGCGGCCAACGAUGCAUUAGUUGCAGUGAAAAUAUUUGAAAAGCUGGCAAAGAAAUUGGAUGCAAAGCCAUUUUGGAAUCUCAGCAGCAUAAAUUUCACAAAAAUUCAGGAGCGAUUGCAACCUUUCUAUGACAUUCGUUUCAAGGAAGGCUCUCUAAAUAAUAUAAUGGCUACGGAACGGAGAAAAUCGAUAACGACCACUGGUCGGAAAGCUAAACAAAAACAGAUGCAAACUCGUAGCAUUAGCACACGUUCCAGAGCCUUAUACGACAAUUGCAAUUUACAAGCGCCUGACGGAGAAUUGCUCUGUACUAUAGACGCGAAAAAAGCACAAUGGUAUGUGGAUCAGGGCUUGGGCGUAGUGGUAGCGAAAACUCCAUUAACUGUGCGCUUAAAUUUCGAGCCCUCGGGACGUGCUGUCGGCGAUGUGGGACGUUACUAUCAGACUCCCAAGGAAAACCGAUGCGUGGUGUGUGGUCGACUCGAUCCGUUGUCACGCAAAAACGUAGUGCCACGCGAAUACAGAAAACAUUUCCCAGUGGUCAUGAAGUCACAUACUUCACACGAUGUGCUUCUGCUGUGCCCAGAUUGCCAUCAACUUAGUAAUAUUUAUGACUUAAGAAUGCGAAUGAAAUUAGCGGAGCAAUGUGAUGCGCCAUUUACGAAAGAAGAAUCGGCUGUGAAAUACUACGAGCUGCCCGAACUUAAAAAAGUUAAAUCAGCAUCGAGGGCGUUGCUGCAAAGUCAAAACGAAAUACCUGCCGAGCGCCGUAACAUUUUAAUCAAAAUUCUGCUGGAUCAUUACAAAAUGGAAGAGCUAACAGACGAAUUAAUUAAGGAAGCCGCUAAUAUUGAUACGACACGGAGUAACGAAAACUACUGCCAACACGGUGAGAAGGUCGUGAGUAUGUAUGAAACUGCAUUCGGUGGCCUCUGUGAACUGGAAAAGCAGUGGCGGCAACAUUUCCUAACCACUAUGAAACCGAAAUAUCUGCCAGAUCUAUGGAAUGUCAAUCAUAAUGCAAACAGAUUGGAAAUACGCGCGCAGGAGGGUCGCGUUGAAAAAGAAGAUUUGAUCGUUGCGGGUCUAAGCAUAGUUGCAGAUGUAGAAUCGGUAGCGAAGUGUUGAAAAAUCAACUGGAGCUUAAAAAUUUUUCGCAGAUUCGCCAACCAAUUCUUUUUGCACCAAAAACAAUUUUUUUUAAUUACCUUUUAAAGUACCUAAAAUUUAACUAAGGUGACUAAAGUGACUAAAGUUAUUGCAUAUUCCCCUUGUUUUUAUUUAACCAUUUCGAUAUUAUUUUGUAUGUAACUUAUCUUUUUUUUAAACGGUUUCUUUAAUAAAUGUCAAAUUCAAAAUUAAUUUUUCUAUA
Molecule: messenger RNA, 2082 nt
Organism: Anastrepha obliqua
Lineage: Eukaryota; Metazoa; Arthropoda; Insecta; Diptera; Tephritidae
Gene: Exd2
Product: exonuclease 3'-5' domain-containing protein 2
Exons: 7
Coding region: 93-1838 (581 amino acids)
Biological process (GO): nucleobase-containing compound metabolic process
Cellular component (GO): nucleus; cytoplasm
Molecular function (GO): nucleic acid binding; 3'-5' exonuclease activity
Source: RefSeq, a predicted model, not a curated record